Molecule: messenger RNA, 1587 nt
Organism: Klebsormidium nitens
Lineage: Eukaryota; Viridiplantae; Streptophyta; Klebsormidiophyceae; Klebsormidiales; Klebsormidiaceae
Source: the annotation of a GenBank genome assembly
AUGAUGGAGAACGCAAUACGAGCUGUAAAGGAGUGCUUUCCGGGCGCUAAGGCGACUGGUCGCACAUUCCCAAUUGCCAAGUCGCUGCAAACGAUCAAUGAGAAAAAAAUGGAGCCGGAGCCGGAGCCGGAGGCGCAGCGCGCAGGAGGGGUCAAGACGCCUAACUCAGACUCGUCUACAAAACCCCCUCACCUGACACUAGUAGACCUCAUUCCUCAGGCGCAGAAGUCCCAGUUGAGCGAGGAUAAGCACAUGCAGCCUUGUGUGAUGAAAAUAAUACACGCAGUAAAAGAAGCGGUCGGUUCAGAGCUCGUUGUGAUGGACACGCACAAUUCCUCCAACCAGUUCAUAAAUCCCGUAGGCCGACCAGACACAAGCAUGUUGGCAGAGGAGCUGAUAGCUUGGACUCAGCUCGUUACGGUCGGCGAGUUUAAGGUCCACGACGGUAAAGACGAUCAAGAUUCGAUGUUGGGUCAGGAAAUUGGACGAGGCCAGGUCGCUUUAGAGAACCAGCCGGAUCGUCAGCAUUUCUUCUCCUUUGGCCUGAACAUGAACGCCUUAGAGGUCGUCCACAUCCAUCGAGAUAGCGAGUGCAAGUGGGUGAUAGAGUCAACAGGCCUGCAGCCAUUCUACAUUGGCGAAGACUCGGUCGGCUUUAGAUGGUUGGUGAGGCUUCUAGCUACGGAGAAGAGCAAGCUGGGCUUUGUGAGCCCGGUGUUGCCUGACCUGAGCGUGUUGGAGGGGAGGCGGGUGGGCAAAUUGCAGUUGCUGAGACGGGGCACGGGGCCCAGCACUGUGGGGAGCUGGGUGUUUACGGCAGAGAGCGAUGGCUACUUCGGAAAAUGCAUUCUGAAACUCUGCGACCACAAGCUGGAGGGCGACUUGCUGAGAAUGCUGACUGCGGAAGGUGUGCCACACCUUGUGAAGGUCCUCGCAAGCGGCGAGUGCACCUACCAGGGUCGACAGUGGCACGCGCUCCUCCUGGCCCCGUAUGCGCAGCGGCUCACUAUGCAACUUGGACGGAAGUUGCUUGUCCAGGCGGCACGUGAUGUUGCGGAUGCAAUCAACGGGUGCGUAGAGAAGGGCGUCCUCCAGAGGGACAUUAGCCUUGACAACAUCGGAGUUUUUGAGGGACGAGGAAUGCUCUUCGACUUCUCAGCAGCCAAGGUCGUUGCACACGAGGACGUGGACAAGAUACAGCCAGCCAGUCCGACUGGGAAGCUGGGUGCCAUCACGGGCACCCCGCUCUAUGCCCCUCUCUCAGUACUGCAAGGGCGGAGCCACACCCGGAGCUCAAUGCUGGAGGGGCUCUACAUCAGCCUCCUCGCCUGCUGUUGCGACGAGAAGGUGGCGCGGCGGCAUGACAUGAAGCUGUCCGACCUGGAAAAGUGCGCGGAGCUGCGGGCCGGACGUAUGCUCGCGGCGGAGCCGAGCGACCUCAAGCGGGUCCCGGAUGAGUUCCGCGGCUUCCUCUUGGAGCUCCAUGAUCUCUUCUAUCCCAAGACGCCAGGGCGAACUAUGCGGGAUUAUUGCAUGAGAGUGACGGCGGAGCAGUUCAACGGUGUCUGUUCUAAGUGGGCCCGGUAA